Messenger RNA from Ctenocephalides felis (cat flea), 459 nucleotides. Its product is annotated as calmodulin-like. Gene Ontology annotation, molecular function: calcium ion binding. The record is from RefSeq and is a predicted model, not a curated record. The transcript has 4 exons. Lineage: Eukaryota; Metazoa; Arthropoda; Insecta; Siphonaptera; Pulicidae. The coding region runs from base 1 to 459 and encodes 152 amino acids.
AUGAAUAUAGGAUUGCAAGUGGAACUAAAUGCUGAAAAAUUUAAGGAUGUGAAAUUAGCAUUCGAAUUGUUUGAUAAGGAUAAAAGUGGUUUUUUGGACAGAAGCACUGCUCGUCAACUGAUGUUAUAUUUGGGUCACAAUUGCACUGAGGCAGAUCUUACAGAUAUGACGAAGGCCACUGAUCCCGAAAAAACAGAUCAAAUCUCACUCGAUGCCUUCAAAGAAUACUAUUUCAAAAACAUGCAUUUUGAAUUCACCGACGACGAAAUUAAGGAGGCAUUUAACCUGUUGGACCUGUCAGGACGAGGAUCUGUAUCAGGCGAUGACCUUGCCAGGAUGAAUCGAUUAUUCGGAAGUUUGUACACUGCUAAUGAAUUAGAAGAUAUGAUGAGUUCUGCGGACUUAGACGGCGACCACUUUUUGUCUUAUGAAGAAUUCGAACAAGUCAUGAUCGCUUAA